CUCGGUCGCAGCGGUUUAUAUUCGAUCAGGAUCGGAAUCGGAGCACCGUUCAGAUCGCUCGCUCGCUCGCGCUGCGGUGGAAUGAUAAAGACUCUGCUCGGUCACUGAGGCUAGCGGCGACACUCCGGGGUUUUCGGGAUUUCUCAGCGGCAUCUGAAGCGGAAUCAUGACGGCCACCAAAGAGCAGCAAAGCCAGAGACCGAAUCCACAGGACGAGGACCUGGCGGGCAUGAGUCCUCCUCAGAGGAACUGGAAGGGCAUCGCCAUCGCUCUGCUGGUCAUUCUGGUGGUCUGCUCUCUCAUCACCAUGUCUGUGAUCCUCCUCACUCCAGUGGACACGCAGCCGGGCAGUGACACCAAGCUGACGGUGGAGGAUCUGUUCAGCGCAGACUUCUACGUACACGACCCCGAGGCUCGCUGGAUCAACGAAUCUGAGGUCAUCUACAGAAAUCACCACGGUCAUGUGAUCAGAUUUAACAUCCUCACGAACGAGACAGAGAUCAUGCUGAAGAACACCACAUUCGAUACUUUCAAAGCCACCAGAUACUCUAUAAGUCCAGACAUGAAGUAUGUGCUUUUUGCCUACAAUGUCAAACAGGUUUACCGGCACUCUUUCACGGCGUCCUACAUCAUAUACAGCAUUCACACCAGGGAGGUUCUGCAGCUGGAUCCUCCGGAGGUCUUAAACUCUAAACUGCAGCACGCAGCGUGGGGCGUUCAGGGCCAGCAGCUGGUAUACAUAUUUGAGAAUAAUAUUUACUAUCAGUCAGACGUCAGGCGUAACUCGCUGCGACUGACCUCGUCUGGGAAAGAGGGCGUCAUCUAUAAUGGCAUCGCUGAUUGGCUCUAUGAAGAGGAGGUCCUGCACACGGAUGUGGCGCACUGGUGGUCACCCGAUGGCGAGCGCUUGGCGUUUCUGGUCCUGAAUGACAGUUUGGUGCCAAACAUGCCCUUGCCCACUUUCACCGGCUCCACAUACCCUAAAGGCAAACAGUACCCAUAUCCGAAGGCUGGGCAGCCCAAUCCUAUGGUCAAACUGUUUGUGGUCAAUCUGUACGGACCGACACACACUCUUGAACUCACACCACCUGAUGAACUGAAGCUCAGGGAGCACUAUGUGGUGAUGGUGAAGUGGAUCAGUAAGACCAAGACAGCAGUGCGAUGGUUAAACCGAGCACAGAACGUCUCCAUCCUGACCGUCUGUGACUCUACCACUGGAGCCUGCAUCAAGAGGCAUGAGGAAACCUCGGAAGUGUGGCUCUCCAGACAGAAUCAGGAGCCGUUCUUCUCUGGAGACGGCAGCCGUUUCUUCCUCACGGUACCGGUGAAGCAGGGAGGACGAGGAGACUUCCAGCACGUGGCCAUGUUCAGCUCUCAGGCGCGUGCUGAUCAGAACGAGGUGAGACACCUGACCUCAGGAAACUGGGAGGUGACACAGAUUCUGGCGUACGACGAGAACAGCCAGAUCAUUUUUUUCCUGAGCACUGAGGGCUCCUCGAGCCGCCGGCAGCUCUUCAGUGUCUCCACAGUGGGCCUAUUUCCGCGCCGAUGUCUGACCUGUGACCUCAACAAAGCUCACUGCACGUUCUUCAGUGCUGACUUCAACCCCACUAAUCAACACGUCCUGCUGCACUGCAAAGGUCCUGGAGCGCCGACAGUGAUCAUACACACUCUGAACACGGCCAAUUAUUAUAUCCUGGAGAAUAACUCUAUCCUGAGAGCUGCUCUCAGAUACAAGAGAAUCCAGCUGUUGGAGUACAGAAGCGUCCAGACAGACCACUUUGAAUUGCCGCUGAAGGUCACCUAUCCACCUGAUUUCUCCGAGUCCCGCAGUUAUGCACUUCUACUGAUGAUUGACGCUGCCCCCGGUGGUCAGCAGGUGAAUGACCGGUACUCACUGGACUGGGACUCAGUGCUGGUCAGUUCAGACAAUGUGAUCGUAGCUCGACUGGACGGCAGGGGAAGUGGCUUCCAGGGUCAGAAGCUGUUACAGGAAGUGCACAAGCGUCUGGGGUCCGUGGAGCUACAGGAUCAGCUGGCCGCCAUCGAGUACCUGCUGAAAUCCCCGUACAUCGAUCGAACCAGGAUCGGUGUGUUUGGCCGGGGUUAUGGAGGUUAUGUUGCACUCCUGCUGAUUAAAUCCACAGAGAACUUGUUUAAAUGCGCAGCAGCCAUGUCUCCUGUGACGGACUGGAGUCUGUACGCCUCUGCCUUCUCCGAGCGCUAUCUGGGUUUCCCUCUUCAGGAUGACAGCAGAUAUCAGUUCUCCAGUGUGCUGCAGAAUCCACAGGGUUUCAGAGACCAGACGCUCAUGCUACUGCACGCCACUGCAGAUGCAAAUGUUCACUUCCAGCACACGGCCGAGCUCAUUAAAAACCUGGUGAAGGUGGGAGCGAAUUACACACUACAGAUUUAUCCAGAUGAAGGUCAUUUUCUGUCCAAGAGCAGCCAGCGGCACGUGGCUUCAACACUGAGCAGCUACUUCAGAUCCUGUCUGCAGGAGGAGAUGCUUCCCAUCAGUGAGGAGGAGGAGGAAGAAGAAGAGUGAAGAUGAGAUGCAACACAGGAACAUGCACAGACACUGAAACACACACACACACACACACACAGGACAACAAAACACACUGGACAAGCAUCCAGAGAACACAUAAACAGAGAGAGCCAGGGGUGAAUGUGUGUGUGUGUGUGUGUGUGUGUGUGUGUGUGUGUGUGUGUGAGAGAGUGUGAGUGAACAUGUGUAUAUAUAUGCAUGUGUGUAACUGUUAGGAUGGAUGAAUGCACUAGAACUGUGUGUGUGUGUGUGUGUGUGUGUGAGAGAGAGAGAGUGUUUCUGGCUUAUGGAUCAUUAUAGCUGGAAAUGGAUUGGAAUAUUUCACAUAUCAUAAAUCACUAAGAUCUCUGAUUGGCGGAUACAUUGGCCAAUCACAGCACAGACUGUCGUGUGGAGCUGCUCCAGUCAUUGCAUGGUCCUUUUGCUUUGCUUCACUUCUUUUGCCACUUUCUGUCUGUCGAUAUGUUGUCAGCUUCCAGAGGAGCUGCGUUUCUCACAAUUUCUCCACUUGCUGGGAAGAAGAGUUAUUCCAUUCGUUGAAAGCUGGAGGAUGUUCGUGAAGAGGUCUCGGCGGCACACAUGGCGCUCUGUGUGUGUGAGCAGUGCAUUGUGGGAUAGUGCUGCUGUGUGCUGGACAGAAGAGGGCGCACCCAUGUGUUCCUGGACAUCAGACAGAUCCGCUCUGACUGUUUUGGAUCAGUUUAUUUGUAUUGCUGACUGUUUAGUUUUACUGUCGGUGGGGAGGGGGGUGAGGGGUUUGGGUUGAUUGUUAUCGUCCUCUAGUUAUAACAGUCAUGUCUAUAAAUAAACAACUAGUCCAAAAAUGGCACAGUUUCAGUUUGAUGUGCUAUAUUUUACCAUCAGAGUCACGCAGCAGCAGAGACGGCCUGGAGUGAAUGGAUGCUGCAUGCUUCAGUUCACUCAUUGGAAAAAGACACGAGUUGAUCUGCAGUAUUUUGAAUGCUAUUUCUUGAAUAUAGUUGACAGGACAGCUGGAUCAGGAAUCUGUCUCGCGAGCGUCAGGUGACUCCGCUAACCACUGUGCUGCAGGUGAAGAUGUGCUGCUGAACAUUCGCUGGUUAUUUUCUCAUCCUGCCGUUCGCUCUAAAGCUGUGUGACCUUUCUUUCUUCGGCAGCGAGCAGUGACUUUUCUGAAGCUCAUAAACGCAGAUCAUGAAAUACUCCAGUAUCUAAAGGAUUUUUCCUGUAACUCAUCUAUUGGCCUUGGAAACAUGAAUGAAUACUGACACAAAACUUAAUUUGGCAUGUCAAGUAGUUCAUUUUAGGAUGGCUGAAUUUCCAGCCAGUGACCAUGGGAACGGGGUUUGUGCUAAAAAUGAACCUGGUUAUACACAUAAAGCAAACAAAAAGUCAAGUCAUCUUUAUUUCUACAGAGCUUUUUCUGAUACAGAUUGUGCCACAGCAGCUUCACAGUGUUAAUCAGGAAAAUAGUGGGUUUUCAUCAUUAAUGAAUAACUACACAAAAACACAUGAGUAACGCAAUAUUAGCACUAAAGUAACUACUAUUAUCUAACAAGAAACUCUGAUUAAUAAAUUGGUAAGGGCUUAGUUGAAUGCAGUAAUCCUUUAUAAUUCACAUUAAUUAGGAACCUGUGUACUAUGGUUUAUAGUAGUUCUCGUGGUUGUUGAUUAACUAGUUGCUAGCUUCAUCUGAGCACUAUUGCUUACUAAAUCCUUAUUUCUUGUUAGUUAAUAGCCGUUACUAGAAUAUUAAUAGUGCAUUAGUCAUUUGAUCCAGAGACGUUUUUCAUUAACAAAGGAACAGUUACCAAAUAGUGUUAAAAUGAUUCAAAUAAUUUGUACAAUAGUAACAGUUAAAAAUCAGUUUGUUGUUAGUUUUUUAACUUUAAGAAGUUCAUCAAUUAUUGACUGUAUAGCUGAAGGAUUGGAGUUGGUCUGUGGAGCUGACUGUGAUUCCUUCUGUAAGUAUUUAGUUCUUGUGUGGGAAUGCAUUGUAACUUUAUUUAGUGGAAAAUCAUUUUUUUAUGUAUCAGUAGAAUGUGAUUUCAAUAAUAUUUUCAAAUAAAAUUGCACAGAAAGCUG
Molecule: messenger RNA, 4615 nt
Organism: Puntigrus tetrazona (Sumatra barb)
Lineage: Eukaryota; Metazoa; Chordata; Actinopteri; Cypriniformes; Cyprinidae
Product: inactive dipeptidyl peptidase 10-like
Exons: 26
Coding region: 167-2548 (793 amino acids)
Biological process (GO): proteolysis
Molecular function (GO): dipeptidyl-peptidase activity; serine-type peptidase activity
Source: RefSeq, a predicted model, not a curated record